Molecule: messenger RNA, 5781 nt
Organism: Myzus persicae (green peach aphid)
Lineage: Eukaryota; Metazoa; Arthropoda; Insecta; Hemiptera; Aphididae
Gene: thw
Product: mucin-16
Exons: 7
Coding region: 352-4380 (1342 amino acids)
Cellular component (GO): extracellular region
Molecular function (GO): chitin binding
Source: RefSeq, a predicted model, not a curated record
GUCGUCUACACCAUCGUCCAUUCACGUCCGUAAUCGCGAGUUGGAAACACUACCGGUGCCCGAGCAGCGAAUUAAUAUUCGUCGAUAUACCCGAUUUUGCGCGAACGACAACACUACAGUAAACACGCGGCGGCUAUAUUAAUUAUAUCAUAUUAUUACACCUACGGCUAGUCGACGACGUGUCUUGUGCCGAAUAAAAUCGUCUCGACGGAUUCAACACACGCCACAAUACAUACCGUGUUGCCUACCCAAGGCAAUAUAUAUAUAUAUAUAUUACAUACGCCCACACACUUAUCGAACCGAUCCGCCGUGUAUAUUUACUAAACCGCGGACUCCCACACAAAUGACAAGAUGAAAAGCAAUUGGAUCAGGACGGAUCGAUUGUGGUGCCUGUUCUUGAUUCUUGCAGUCUCUCGAAUAACGGGAUCUAGUUCAAAGAACGUCAACCAGGUCAAAUUACCGAUACCAACCAAAGAGAGUCUACCGCAGGUGGCCGAAGCGUUAAAGGCGGCUACAUACUUGGUAGACAGCGAUGAACUGGAAAAGAACUUCGAAGGACAGCGGGAUAAUUAUAAGAGAUCACCCAGGAAAUUGGGAACUGAUGAUCUAGACAAUAACUCGGAACUACAAGAGUAUCAAGGAGUUAUGGGACGUCCUGGUGUUGACUUUCCAAUAUUGCCAUCAAUACCCCAUACCGAUUUCAGCUGUAAGAAGGUUAAGAAACCUGGUUACUACGCAGAUCCCGAAACUGAUUGUCAGGUAUUUCACAUUUGUGAUAACGGAAGGAAAGUAUCAUUUUUGUGUCCAAAUGGUACAGUUUUUCGUCAGUCACAUUUAAUUUGUGACUGGUGGUUCCGUGUGGAUUGUGAAAGAUCAAUCGAAUUAUACGAAGAGAGUGCAGAACAGCUUGCAUCUGACCAGCGGGUUUUUAAAGAGCGUGCUGAAACAUUGGCCAAAGCUAUGUUAAAAGUACAAACAACAACACAAACAAGUGAUAGUGGUCGCGUUGUAACAGAGCGUUCGUUUGGUCCGAGUACAACUGUUUUCAAUUCUGAAAGCCGACUGCCUGACCGCGCCAGAUAUUUUAGUGACUAUUCAAGAGACGAAAAUCAAGUUCCAGCUGAGACGGGUUCAUUCGCCGGAAAACAGUUACAAACUAAUUUUAAUAAUUACUAUCCACAGUCCAAAUCACCUGUACAGAACUGGAACCAAGGAAAUUAUCAAACACAACCUUCGACAACAGCACAGCCGCGUUGGAAUAGCAACCAUCAAAGCAGUAUCUAUCAAGCACAAUCUACAACUGCUCAGCCGACUUGGAACCAGGCUGCUAAUAACAAUUAUCAAGCACAGUCUACAACUGCACAGCCGACCUGGAACCAGGCUGCUAAUAACAAUUAUCAAGCACAGUCUACAACUGCACAGCCGACCUGGAACCAGGCUGCUAAUAACAAUUAUCAAGCACAGUCUACAACUGCACAGCCGACCUGGAACCAGGCUGCUAAUAACAAUUAUCAAGCGCAGUCUACCACUGAACAGCCGACAUGGAACCAGGCUGCUAAUAACAAUUAUCAAGCUCAGUCUACAACUGAACAGCCAACUUGGAAUCAUGCUGCUAAUAACAAUUAUCAAGCACAAUCUACAACUGAACAGCCUACCUGGAACCAGGCUGCUAAUAACAAUUAUCAAGCACAAUCUACGACUGAACAGCCAACCUGGAACCAGGCUGCUAAUAAAAAUUAUCAAACUAGUUCUUAUCAAGCACCACCUGUAACGACUCCACAACCAUCCAUCGUUCAAGGAACUAGUAAUUUCCAAUCUAGUUACCAACCACAAUUCACCACAAGUGCUCAAACGGUUCAAGGUGCUACCAGUUCACAAGUAGCUUACCAACCACAGCCAACCACUGUCGUGUCUCAAACAAACUGGAACCAAGGUAGAAAUAAUUAUCAAGCUGGAAAUUACCAAACAGUACCCACUACAGCAGGAACUCAAACUAACUGGAAUAAUAACGAUAACAGUGGUCUUAAAACUAACAACUAUCAGUCGUAUACACCUUCAACAACACUACCUAAUUGGAGUCAAAGUAGUAGUAGUAACUACCAAUCUGAUAACUAUCAAUCACCGUUCACAACAGUAGCCGCUCAAGCUAACUGGAACAAUCAAGGUUCCAAAAAUGUACAAACUGAAAAUUAUCAAAUAUCACCAUCAACAACACCGACACCAGUAAACUGGAAUAAUCAAGGUUCCGACCACUUUGGGACUUCAAAUUCUCAAAAACAAGUGACAACUACCGUACCACAAACUAACUGGAAUGGAGCUGUCAAUAAUUUCCAAUCAAAUAGUUACAACUCACAACCAAUAACAACGAUACAACCAGAUUGGAACCCAGAGUUUGAGUCUGAUACUGUCCAACCUAAUCUAUUCGAAUCUCAACAAUCUUAUCAACAACCGACUACUGUUUUUCCAGCCGAUAAUGAACAAACCAUCCCAGCCAAGGAAAGCCAAGUACCCGCGGAAUCAGCUUCAUUUGUAGGCCGCCAAAACUCCCCUCAUUUUAAUUUUCAACCAGAAAAUUACUACACACAAACUCCUCAGACAAAUGUACCACCUACCACGUAUCCGGUAACAAGUUCUUACACAAAUGAUUAUUCACCAAAUGGAGCUUUUUCAUUUGUCGAAUAUCAAAGAUCACCCGAUACUCCUGUCGCAAGAGAUAGCUCAACUCAUGCUGCUCCAAUUAUGACUACAGUAUUCGACUAUGCAUCGGUCGAUAAUUCCACAUUACCAUCGUCCGGAGAGACAUUAAUCCCGAAUAUGAUAAACUCAUUACAAUCACUGACAGAUAAUAAUCUACUUUUUGACUUGGAUGGGCAAAACACUUACCCUUCACAAACGAACACUGACGAUGAACUAAAUUCCGUUGCAGUGUAUUUUAAUAAUGUGAAAAAUCCACAACUGACCACUGUUGCUAGUGACUUGCAGUUUAAUCGUUUCGAACAAUCAUCUAGAGCAUACACCAGUGGGUUAAGUUCAACUACUAUUGAUUCGGUCGAAACCACUACACCGGUUGAUAGUUUACAUAUACCGGCGGUUUUGACAAAGAAUACAAAAGAAGCAUAUGAUAAGCUUUUCAGAAAUGAUACCGUUAAAGAAUCAAUGAUCAGUUUAAAGUUAGCAGACACUAGUAAGCCUGUAGAAAAUCCUACAAAUUCGGUAAACCUAGGAUUUGCUCAAGGAUUGAAUUUAAACCGUUCAUCGGCGGAAUUGAGGGAACUGGCUGCAGUAUUUACGCGUGCUUUAACUGCAUACUUGGACGAUCCAGAGAAUUUCCGUAAAAUACUAGCCGAAGUAAGACCUACGGAACCACCAAGUGUUAAGACUAGCGUUACCGAAGAACAAGAAGUGUUGGAUUUUUCGGACGAUACAAAGCGUCAACGAGGGAAACCUACAGAACCAAGUACAACAAGCCCAAAUUUAGCAGCUGAAAUCAACGGUAUGACACAAAGUAUUAAUGCACUGGCAGACUUAUCAACCAUUAUUCCACAAUAUACCUCAUCGCCAUUAAUAGAAAUCACAUCGAAGUAUACUGAAACAUCAAAAGCUGGUCUACAAGAAUAUGCACCACUGGAAGAUAGCGAACAGCUACAAUUGGCUGGAAGUCAUUCGUUUUAUUCAAGUAGAGAUAAUAGCAUUCAAACUGGGAAAACUCUCAAACCAGCCGCCUCCACGUUGACAUGGACAGUUUCUCCAUUAAUAGACACUGAGCAGGACAUAAAAUCUACCACUCUGUCGCCAGUGUACUUCACUACCACCGCAGAAGACUUAGAAACUACUGUAAUUGUACAAAGGGCCAAAGAAAUGUUCAGUCACUUGAAUGCGUCUGAGGCAGGAGUAUUGAUGAAUGUUAUGAAAACUGCUCAAGUUAAUGAUACAGUUAAAAGGUUGGUUUUACUGUUGGUGAAUGACUCGAACAAAGAGAAUAGCCCUGAACAGACUAGAAUCAAUUUAAUCGAAGCAUUACUGGACAAUAGGAGUACUGAUCAAGCAUAUGACGUCUCGUCGUCAUUCCCGACAUCUACUCCCUUGCCGUCAUUCCCGACAUCUACUCCCUUGCCGUCAUCCCCAUCGGAAAUCCCAUUCGGUCAGAGAAUACAGGAAGAUGGUUCACCACUACCCGAAGGACAGUAUAAGAAAUCUAGAAAAGGAACCAGGAGAAGAGUUGUACACAGGAGUAGGUCAACCCCUGUUUCCACUACUCCAAUGACCUUGAAUACUUGGCAGGGAGCUAACGAUGUGGGCCCAGGGCUGAGUGAUGAUUCUGACGCCCGAGCAGUUGAACUCCUCAAGUCCCUAUACUCGAUAGCAUCCAAAUGGUCGUAGUUGGACGUUCAUCCAUCGACGGUAUUUCCAUUCUGCCUGUGUCAUAACCGUGUGAAAAUCAAAUUAUUUACGAAUUGUCUUUAUAAUGUUAAUAUAAAUAUUUUAUAUUUUGUAAUCGGUUUGGGAUUAUAAAAAAAAUGAUCAAAGUCGAUAAACCAUAAUAAUAGGACAAAAAAUUACAUUUUACAAUUCAUACUCAAUAAAUAAUGCAUCACGAUUAUAUCCCCCAAUCUGAUUUUUCUUUACUUAUCACGCGAAAUGCUCAAUUUCAAUCAUGGCCGACUAGUUAUAAUUUUUAAUUAUUCAAAAAUUUAAAAUUUAAUCGUGACAAGAAAAUUAUUUACACAAUGCACGACCCCGAGGAUGUUAAUUGACUACUUUUUAUGUAGUAAUAAAUUUAAAGAUACUGUUCUAAAAAUAUAUUUAUACAUUUCAUACAAUAUCAAGAGUAAUAUAAUAGCAUGAGAUAUUGUACAACCAAAAUCAGAACGCAUAAUUAAAAUCCAUCAUCUUAUCGCUGUAAUAAAAAAAUAAUAUCUUUGUGUAUUUUUCCACGUUUAACAUUUUUAACAGACGGUAGUCAGUCAUCUUUUAUAACGGUCGUUGCAUUUAGGUAUCAUUAUAUUAUCAUGUCUAUUUAGCGUUUAAAAGUAAGUUGCCAUCGCCUAGUACAGAAUAUUAUUAAUUGUAAAUGUUCGACAAUAUACGCAUAAUGUAAAUUGACUCUAGUCCUCGGCGAAUCGGAGUGUUACUGUUUUAGGCUUACCUAAGACUUAUAUUCGUGCACUUUGUAUACAUGUUGCAACAUGUUGUAUGCAUAUGUUAUUAUAUAAUUUUGCUCAUAUAUCAAAAGUAGAUUUCUGUUAAGAUUCGAUUUAAUUUUAAUUACCAAUUGUAUACAGGUGUAUGUCAUGUAUUUUUGGUAUUUAUAUUUUUAAGUUAAAAUGUGUUUCUCUUUUUAUCUUUUGCACGUUAUUUUAUUUUACAUUAAGUUUAAACCUUAUUUUGCAUACCUGUCGAUAAUUAUUUUAAGUACUUACUUGCUACAUACCUUCUUUCAAGUUGUAACAAACAUCGACUAUCAAUCUAAAAACUUUACCAUCGAUUGAUAGAGAGAAUAUUAUUAUAACAAUUUUAAUCUAUGUGUUAAAAACUGCUUAUCUUUUUCAUUUAUUCAUUAGCAAUGUAAAUGCGUAUGUACGUAUGAAACAUACGGUUACGUUCAACGCAUAUUAUUAUUAAUUAGUUCGUAUGAAUUAAAAAUAAUGAUACUUUUAUAAUAUUUUUCAUUUACUCAUAUUAUGAGUCGAGUUACAUUAUAUGCCAUGUAAUAAUGUUAUCACAUUAUAUGUAUUAUGUAAAUUGCAUAAUAUUGUAAAUAAAACAUAAAAUUAUUGUGUA